GCUAUCAGACUCUCAGCCGGUGGUGUCGAGUUUGAAAAGGUUUCGUGCACUUCAUUUCAUCUUUGAAUUGCACAUGCUUGCUUUCUCAUUUUAAGGCUCUUUUCUGCUUCGGAGGAAACAUGUUCUGACAUGCUGGAGUUUGCUGGUGAGAAACCUCGGGUGAUGGUUAUCAACUAUGGAAAAAAGAGACCUUGGUGGUGAUCCUUAAAGCAGUACCAUGCCGGAGCCCAGCUCUUCUGCCGCCUUCUCCCCUCUUAACCUGCCCGACCCGGUGGGCUUUGGGUGAUCUGCCAGGAGGACCUGCUCCAGCUGAAGCAGGCUGGCUGCAUCCAGCAGAUAACUGAUAUGAGGACUUUGCUGACUGAAGGAAGCUGACUGUAACGCCAGUGUAAAUCUGUGAAAGAAAAUACCGUCCCACCAAGCAAUUCACAUACAGACGUCUUUUGGUAGCAUUAAAUUGCCUGUUGCUCACCUGCAAAGAGACAGCUGUUGGUUCUUUCAACACACAUGGAGGAAGGCAACAAAGUUUGUAACCCUGGCUAACAAGACUGUGGCUUUUUCAUAAGAAGUAGGAGGUAGGCAAGGAUUAUUUUAUACUUAGCCUCCAGGACUUUUUCUCUUGCCUGAACACUGGACAUAAACUGAAGCCAAUUCUAAUGACCUGAGAUUUUGCUACCUGUGCUUUAUUAUUGUUAUCAAUUCUUUAAUACUUUGGUACUUUAUUACUUUAAAUUAGAAAUGGGCUCGUGGACUAGAAUGUGGCCCACAGAUUGGUCUGUUCUCGUGAAAUCAUGGCUUGUCUUUUCCCUGGGGCUGUACAUACAGGUCUCUCAAACUUCGGCCUGUCCAAAAGUGUGCCGCUGUGACCGAAACUUUGUCUACUGUAAUGAGCGAAGCUUGACCUCAGUGCCUCUUGGGAUACCAGAGGGUGUAACCGUCCUCUACCUCCAUAAUAACCAAAUUAAUAAUGCUGGAUUUCCUGCAGAGCUGCACAAUGUCCAGUCAGUGCACACGGUCUACCUAUAUGGCAACCAAUUGGAUGAAUUCCCCAUGAACCUGCCCAAGAAUGUCAGGGUUCUUCACCUGCAGGAAAACAACAUUCAGACCAUUUCUCGGGCUGCCCUAGCUCAGCUCUUGAAGCUGGAAGAGCUGCACCUGGAUGACAACUCCAUCUCUACUGUUGGUGUUGAGGAUGGUGCGUUUCGGGAAGCUAUCAGCCUCAAGCUUCUGUUCCUGUCCAAGAAUCACCUAAGCAGCGUGCCAGUAGGCCUUCCAGUGGACUUACAAGAACUUCGAGUAGAUGAAAACCGAAUUGCUGUCAUUUCAGACCUGGCCUUCCAGAAUCUUACCAGUUUGGAGCGCCUGAUUGUGGAUGGCAAUCUCCUUACUAAUAAAGGCAUAGCUGAAGGCACUUUCAGCCACCUCUCCAAGCUCAAGGAAUUCUCAAUAGUACGGAAUUCCCUAACCUACCCUCCUCCUGAUCUUCCAGGUACACAUCUACUUCGACUCUACUUGCAGGACAACCAGAUAACCCAUAUACCACUUACAGCCUUUUCAAACCUGCACAAGCUGGAGCGCCUUGAUAUUUCCAACAAUCAGCUUCGAAUGUUGGUAAAAGGGGUGUUUGAUAAUCUCUACAACCUGAGGCAACUCACUGUGAGGAAUAAUCCCUGGUUGUGUGACUGCAGCAUUAAAUGGGUCACUGAAUGGCUCAAAUUUAUUCCUGCUUCCAUCAAUGUAAGGGGUUUUAUGUGCCAGGGACCAGAACAGGUCCGAGGUAUGGCAGUCAGGGAGCUCAGUAUGAAUAUGUUGUCAUGCCCCACUACCACCCCUGGUCUGCCACUUGUCAUCACACCAGCCUCAGCUACAACCAUGCCAACUACAUUGCUUCCCACCUCAUCAGUUCCUCCCCCAAGUAGCAAAUAUAAUCCUCUAACUCCCACCAUAGCCACACUCCCCACUGUGCCUGACAGAGAGGACAGAGAAAAGGUGACACCUCCCAUAUCUGAUCGAAUUCAACUCUUCAUCCAUUUUGUGAAUGACACUUGCAUCCAAGUUAACUGGUUGUCUCUCUUUACUGUGAUGGCGUAUAAACUCACGUGGGUAAAAAUGGGCCAUAGUCUGGUAGGAGGAAUUGUUCAGGAACGAAUAGUUAGUGGUGAGAAGCAACACUUAAGCUUGGUAAAUCUGGAGCCCAAAUCCACAUAUCGGAUUUGUUUGGUUCCACUGGAUGCUUAUAACAAUUACCGAACGGGAGAAGACACUGUCUGUUCAGAAGCCACAACCAAGGCUUCCUACUUAAACAAUGGCAGCAACAUCCCCUCCAGCCAUGAGCAGACGACUUCUCAGAACCUGGGCUCCCCAUUUCUGCUGGCAGGGUUGAUUGGGGGUGCAGUGAUAUUUGUCCUCGUGGUCCUGCUCAGCAUUUUUUGCUGGCACAUGCACAAAAAGGGGCGUUACACCUCUCAGAAGUGGAAAUAUAACAGAGGCCGACGGAAAGAUGACUACUGCGAGGCAGGGACCAAGAAGGACAACUCCAUCCUGGAGAUGACGGAAACCAGCUUCCAGAUUGUCUCCUUAAAUAAUGAUCAGCUCCUUAAAGGAGAUUUCAGACUGCAGCCCAUUUAUACCCCAAACGGGGGCAUUAACUACACAGACUGCCACAUUCCCAACAACAUGCGAUACUGCAACAGCAAUGUCUCAGAUCUGGAGCACUGUCAUACGUGAUAGUGAGAUGAGAUGGGGGUACCUAGGACAAAGAG
Tinamus guttatus (white-throated tinamou) is the source of this 2762-nucleotide messenger RNA. The record is from RefSeq and is a predicted model, not a curated record. NCBI's taxonomy places the organism in Eukaryota, Metazoa, Chordata, Aves, Tinamiformes, Tinamidae.